Diatraea saccharalis (sugarcane borer) is the source of this 402-nucleotide messenger RNA. Lineage: Eukaryota; Metazoa; Arthropoda; Insecta; Lepidoptera; Crambidae. The record is from the annotation of a GenBank genome assembly.
AUGCUCGAUCCUAAAUCUAUUGGCGUCGAACUUAAUCAAGUUGAAAAACCUGAAUCAAUGGAAUACUUUUGUAAUCUCGUAGAAUACUGUAACAUUUAUUGUUUUGCUGAUCUUGCCCAGUACAGAAGUAAAGAAGGGGUUUGGAAUAAAUCAUUCAAUUCGAAAGCAGCCGAGAAUAAGACAAUGGUCAAGAAGUUUUGUGAUGCUAGUCAAGAUGAUAUAUCACGAAAUGAUAUGCCAAAGGAUAUAGAAUCUUCUCUCACAGAGCGUGAAUUAGAAGAUAUAGAACCGGUAGCAUCAAAUUCAGGCCAAACUAAUGACAUUGAAUUUAUAAAUAUUGAACAUGUAUACGAUACUGACAGUAAUUUAUUACUAAUAAUGCGCUUAUUACUUUAUAAGUAA